AUGAUAGCCAAUGGAAGCUUCUUGCCGUCAAUGGAAGCCAAUGAGCGAAUAGGUGGAGUGGUAGGCGGGCACGCCGAGGAGGUUGACGUGUGCUUACUACUCUCCUGUGUUGAUGGGAUCAGUUGUGAAAGCAAAGAAAAAAGACGGUCAUGGAACGUGGAUUUUGUUCAGCAGGGUACCUCGGUGCAGGAAAUCCAAACCAGUCGCGAGAACCUCCUGAGGAUCAACUCUGCCAGGGAGCUGAUGCAGUGUUCCGCAGCCGUGGACGUGCUCUUCCUGCUGGACGGCUCGUACAGCGUGGGCAAGGCCAACUUUGAGCGGGGCAAGCAUUUCGCGCUCAAGCUCUGUCAAGUCCUAGACAUAAGGCCGGAUAAGGCACGUGUAGGAUUCAUCCAGUUUGGUUCCGUCCCUCGAUUGGAGUUUGCGCUGGAUUCCUACUCAACGAAAAGAGAGCUGAGGAUGCACUUGAAGAAGAUUUCUUACAGAGGCGGCAGCACCCAGACGGGCCUGGCACUCAAGUACCUGCUUUGGAAAGGUUUCCCGGGCGGGCGCGACAACUCCUCCACAGCGGCCCGCGUCGCCGUUCUCCUAUCGGAUGGGAUGUCACAAGGCGACGCCGUCCGGAUGGCGGCGCAGCUUAAAAAGGAAGGAGUCGUUUUGUUCUCCGUCGGCUUACGCUAUCCCAGGUGGGAAGAGCUUCACGCUUUGGCCAGCGAGCCGACGGACAGCCACGUUUUCUUCGCGGAACAUUUUGCUGACGCCGUCAACGGCUUGUAUACGACGCUCACCACAACCUCCAUUUGUAAUGACACGCCAGCAGGCUGCCAGGUGGAGGCGUUCCCGUGUGAGAGAAAGACAUUGGAGACUGUGAAGGAGCUGCAGGGGAAUUUCAUGUGUUGGAAAGGCUCCAAUGGUUUUUUCCCGCAGACGUCUGUCUGUCCAUACUACAGCUACAAGAAGGCUUACAAGAGGCACCCCAGCAUCUGCCAUCGGACCGUCUGUCCCGACCCGUGCGACUCAGAGCCGUGUCUGAACGGAGGAACAUGCGUCUCGGAAACUCAGCGGGACUACACUUGUAUUUGUCCGCCUGGUUAUGGAGGAGACCCUCACUGUGCGCCGGCUUUGUCUCUGGACUGCGCGGUGGACCUGCUUUUCCUUUUGGAGGGUUCGGACACACUCCCCCCAGAAAAUUUCCAGCAUCUCAAGUCUUUCCUGAAGCGCUUCCUAAAGACGGCGCUCGGUUCCGGCACACCCAGUAAAAUCGGCCUGGCCGUGUUUGGGCGGGAGGCUCAGGUGGAGGCUCGAGUGGGCGAGUUCAAAGGCGACCUGAAGGCUCUGCUGGAGGCGGCUGACACCCUGCGACCCGUGGGCGGUCCCGCACGAACGGGCCAGGCCUUGCGAUACGUCACGCGCAACGGCUUCGUCAACGCCGAUGUCACUGAUGACCUGCCGCGCGUGGUGGUGUUGCUGACUGGCACGCCCGCCGUCGACCAGCUUUCCGAGCCGUCCAAGUACGCUCGGGACCGGGAGAUCUUCCUAGUCGCCGUCGGACCGGACUCGACCAGGGGACAGCUGGAUAACAUUACGGGAAACCCUCAAAGGACCCUCACUUACGCCUCUCCUGAUAAGCUGGCGGGCAAAAUCCUUGAACUCAAGGCCAAGAUCUGCAGUGUGGAUACACAAGGUUGCCUAGGUCAAGCAGUGGACUUGGUGUUUGUCCUGGAUGCCUCUAGUGGCGUCGGACGCGCCAACUUUGCCGCCACGCGCGAUUUUGCUCGCAGCCUCACCGUCCAGUUUGACAUCAACCGCGACUUGGCCCAAGUGGCUCUGGUGACCUACGGCCGUCGCGCCGUCACAGUUUUUGAUCUCGCCACCCACCAGACGGGUUCCGACGUCCUGGAAGCGGCGACGCUGGCCGGUUACGCGGGCGGGAGGGCGUCGACGGGCGCCGCCUUGCUCCACGUCCGCUCGGACGUCCUCACGGCGGCUAAGGGGGCCCGUCCGGGUGUCGGCAAGGCCGUGGUGCUUCUGACCGACAGCUCUGGCGGCGACGACGCUCUGGUUCCGGCUCGGAGCUUGCGGGAGGACGGGGUGGCGCUGUUUGUCGUCGGCGUCGGGGACGUGCAGCGGGACGGCCUGUUGCGGGUGGCCGGCUCUGAGGAACGCCUCAUCUCGGUGCCGUUUUACGAGGACCUCAAGUACUUUGAGGAUGUGGUGGUGCAGAUGGUGUGCUCGGAAAUGAGAAAGCCCGUGGACGUUUGUAAACCCAACCCUUGCAUGAACGAGGGCAUGUGCGUCCUCUCUGGAGGAAGUUACAGUUGUCAGUGUCAUCAUGGCUUCCAAGGACCUCACUGUGAAACACGAAGAAGCGUCAGAUCUUCAUCUCGGCGAGAUCUCGGUUUGCGGAACAACCACAAAAGGCAGAAGAAGAGUCACCCGGAGUUCCUUCGUCGCUACAAAGUGCAUGGCAGCGGGAGGAACGCCAUCUGAAACACAAAUUCACUCACACUCACAGCCAUUCAUGUUUUAUAGUGAUAUUUUUUUUUGUCUGACAAGACCCGAAUAAUGAAUGAUCAUUUGUACUGUAUCUCAUCCAAGAUCGAUCCAGAUAUAAUAUAUAGAUAUUAGGGCUGUCAAAUGAUUAAAAUUUUUAAUCGAGUUAAUCGCAGCUUAAAAAUUAAUUAGUCCUUAUUGAUCACAAUUCAAACCAUCUCUAAAAUUUGCCAUGUUUUUCUGUAAAUUAUUGUUGGAAUGGAAAGAUAAGACACGAGACAGACAUAAACAUUACACAUACUGUACAUAAGUACUGUAUUUGUUUGUUAUAACAAUAAAUCCACAAGAUGGCAUUAACAUUAUUACAUUUAUGUGUAUUUUGCAUAGCUAUUUGAUUGGGAAUGCCAGUCCUCUUUGCAUAGAGCGCUUUUCUUUUUGUGAACAUUAUUUGUUUGAGAGAUUAUUUUUGUUGUGCUUUUCCCUAAAUGAUACUGUAGCGACUUAACUGUUUGGCCCAAAUGCAUGAUGGGAAGUUGGGCAACCAUGACUGUCAGUGGUGGCUGCAAAUGGCAUACAGUAUGUUCUGAGUUGUGUUCAAUUAAGAGUGUGAAGAAAAAGAUCGUCUCCUGCUCUGCCCAAAUGCAUGAUGGGAAGUUGGGCAACCAUGACUGUCAGUGGUGGCUGUUUAAGCCAUUAAAAGGCAUGCAUUUCUCCGCCUUUUCAGUCUCAAUGUGCUAAAACUGCGUCAUUGUAAACCGUUUGAGGCAACGCAUGAAUGGGUCAUUCCGUCCAUGUGUUAAUUGCGUCAAAUAUUUUAACUAGGGCUGUCAAAAUUAUCGCGUUAACGGGCGUUAAUUAUUUUUUUAAAUUAAUCACGUUAAAAUAUUUGACGCAAUUAUUGCAGAUGGCCCGCUCAGACAGAUUUAAAUGACAGUUCAGUGAAACGCUCACUUGUAGUGUCUAUGGAGUUUUGCCGCCCUCUGCUGGCACUUGGGUGAGACUGAUUUUAUAGGCUUCAGCUCCCAUCAGCAUUGUGUAAUUAUUGACAUCAAUGGCGGGCUAUUAGUUUAUUUUUUGAUUGAAAAUUUUACAAAUUUUAUUAAAACGAAAACAUUAAGAGGGGUUUUAACAUAAAAUUUCUAUAACUUGUACUAACAUUUUUUUUUUAAGAACUACGAGUCUUUCUAUCCAUGGAUCGCUUUAACAGAAUGUUAAUAAUGGUAAUGCCAUCUUGUUGAUUUAUUGUUAUAAUAAACAAAUACAGUCCUUAUGUACCGUAUGUUGAAUGUAUAUAUCCAUCUUGUGCCUUAUCUUUCCAUUCCAACAAUAAUUUACAGAAAAAUAUGGCAUAUUUUAUAGAUGGUUUGAAUUGCGAUUAAUUGCGAUUAAUUAAUUUUUAAGCUGUAAUCAACUCGAUUAA
Corythoichthys intestinalis (scribbled pipefish) is the source of this 3913-nucleotide messenger RNA. RefSeq names its product von Willebrand factor A domain containing 2 (gene vwa2). Lineage: Eukaryota; Metazoa; Chordata; Actinopteri; Syngnathiformes; Syngnathidae. Gene Ontology annotation, molecular function: calcium ion binding. The coding region runs from base 1 to 2490 and encodes 829 amino acids. The record is from RefSeq and is a predicted model, not a curated record. The transcript is spliced from 13 exons.